AGACUCCGAGGGCGAGGUCAUGACUCAUGCCCAUGCCUGGGCCCAGGGCGUCCUUGCUGCAGCACAGCUCAGUACAGCAGCACCUCAAAAGGGAAUGCCCAAUUUUGCUUAUUCCCUUCUCUUCGGCCGCCAUUUCCCCUUGCUUGCUGCCGCCCCUCUAAGUUGCCGCUUGCCUCCCUCUUCUGGUUUGUUGAGAUACAACUGCUGGACAGUAUCUGGGGCAAAGCAGUGACGCUUCAGCAAAGUGUAGGUCGUAAAAUGGCGUCUUCAAUUUGUGCUGUUUCUGGCAAGUCAUUGCUAACAUCUUUCACAGGCUCUGCACAGCGGUUGCGGGGGGACUUGUCGCCUUUUUGCUUGUGGCCUCAGGUUUUGAACAGAGCCAACCCACAGUUGCAACAAGAUUCUCGUUUUGCUUCUUGCAUUACUGCUUACCAGCGUUCCGAUGUGCGCAUUCGAAGGCCCUCGGCGCAGGUAUCGGCCCGAUUGUAUGCAGCAGCCGCGUCCGAAGCCCCAGGUGUGCGGAGCGUCCCUGUGCAAGUUGCAAAAGAGCUUGUUGAUGCAGGACAUCACUAUGGCUGCUUGAGUGGAAAGCGUUCCAUGCUAGCAACUACGGAGCUUUUGCGAGAGGAGUUCACGAAUGUAACGGACGUUGGAGGGGGUUUCCAAGCUUGGGAAAAGUCGGGACUGCCUGUAAUGAAGUCGGCUCAAGUUGCUUAGAAAGCUCAAGCCGCCCAUACUAUAGCUGUAAAGAUUGAUUGUGUUUGGUUUGGGCUUUGUAUUCGCAGCACAUGCAAGGUACCUGUCGAAAGGCAAGGAUAGUUUUAAAGACAGAAGUCAAUCAUUGCUUUGAAGGAAGACCGUUUGACCGAGUCAAAUCAAGAGCCCGUUCAGAACUUGUAUAAAGAACACACAACAGCCAGGAAACAAUGCCACUGCGAGGUUUGGGAUUACAACAUGACUUGUAAGAUAGCUCGAAAAACGAAGAUCAAGUAGACACGUACAUUCGGAGUUGUGCCAGUAUGGUUGACCGGCAGGCUCUUUGAUUGUUUAACGGAUUGUUGUUGCCCGCUCUCAUAUGGGCUCUGGACUUUGGGGAAAGAUCGAUGUUGCGACACUUCACUGAGGAAUAUUAAGCUCAAAGAUAGUAAGCUUUAACACUAACACUAAAAAUCUGACCCACAAAAUCACCCGCUCCGCACCCGAAGUCACCGGCCCUAACCCCUAAACUAAACCCACCCG
Klebsormidium nitens is the source of this 1239-nucleotide messenger RNA. Lineage: Eukaryota; Viridiplantae; Streptophyta; Klebsormidiophyceae; Klebsormidiales; Klebsormidiaceae. The record is from the annotation of a GenBank genome assembly.